Messenger RNA from Cylindrotheca closterium, 1257 nucleotides. The record is from the annotation of a GenBank genome assembly. Lineage: Eukaryota; Bacillariophyta; Bacillariophyceae; Bacillariales; Bacillariaceae.
AUGACAGCAAUGAACGAAAACCAACUUACUGGCAAGCACGUCAAUGUCGCCAUGAUGACCUCUGGAGGACUAGCUCCCUGCCUUUCCUGCAGUAUCUCCCGGUUGGCACACUAUUGGAUCCAAGCCUUGAAGGAUGGAAAGAUUGGAGGAUUGACCCUCCGCAUGUACAAGGACGGGUACAAGGGAGUCUUGAUUGGAGACUCCUUCGUUGUCCCCGAAUCAGACUGGGAAAGCAUGGAAGCCUUGGACUUCAUUGGUGGAUCUCCCAUUGGAAACUCUCGUGUCAAGUUGACCAACGAAGCCGACUGCAAGAAGCGUGGCUUCAUCAAGGAUGACGAGACUCCCCUUGAAGCUGCCGCCCAACGAUUGCUCAAGGACGAAAUUCACGUCUUGCACACGAUUGGAGGAGAUGACACCAACACUCAAGCUGCUUUUCUCUCCAAGUACCUUUUGGAGCAGCACGGCGGCAAGGUUGUUGUCGUUGGUAUGCCCAAGACCAUCGACAAUGACGUUGUCCCCAUUCGUCAAACUUUCGGGGCCGACACUGCUGCCCGCCAAGGAGCCAUCUUCUUCACCAAUGUGGUCAGUGAAACUUCUGCCAACCCCCGCAUGCUUGUCUUGCACGAAGUCAUGGGACGUGACUGCGGAUACCUCACUGCCAAGACUGCUGCCUACUACCGCGAAUCGUUGAACGCGCAAAAGUUUGCCAGCCCACUUUUCCCCUCCAACAAGGAAUCCAGAGAUGUCCAUGCCAUCUGGAUCCCCGAAACCAAGUUUGAUCUUAAAACCGAGGCCGCACGCCUACAAAAGGUGAUGGAUACCUAUGGAUGCGUCAACGUCUUUUUCGGUGAAGGUACUGGUAUCGAAGAAAUUAUCAAGGACAUGGAAUCCCGCGGCGAAACAGUUGCCCGUGAUGCCUUUGGACACGUCUCUCUUGCCAAGAUCAACCCUGGAGAAUACUUUGCCAAGAAUCUUUCCGCUGCCAUUGGUGCCGAAAAGACCAUUGUCCAAAAGUCCGGAUACUUUGCCCGAUCCGCCGCCGCUAAUGACUUUGACCGCAAGCUCAUUGCCGACUGCGCCAAAGUAGGUGUCGAAUCUGCCAUUCAAGGCGUUUCCGGUUGCAUGGGACAAGAUGAAGAAAAGGAGGGCAUGCCCAUUCGUGCCAUUGAAUUCGAGCGAAUCAAGGGAGGAAAGGCUUUUGAUAUUUCAGAAACUUGGUUCCAAGAUAUGAUGAAGGAAAUUGGACAAACUGCCUAA